AUGUGUGACCAAGGCAUCUCCAACACUCAAAGGCUCCCGCAAGACCUAGAUCGCGAAUCCCUGCCAAACUACGAGGAUGUACAGCAAGGUCGCCCCACGGCACCGCCGUCUCGAUAUGGCUCUUUUCCCGCAACAACGAGCCUCCAUGGCCAGUGGACCAAAUUGAAAUCGAUGAAUCUUUGCGCCGGAGAAAAUGCCAAAAAUCGCCUAUGUUUGAUCGAAAUGCAAACAGGCUAUAGCGGAAAACCUCCACUUGGCAUGAGAACGGGUAUCGUUCUCAGAUCCGGCAUGAGCAACAACGACCCUGUCCUAGCCGCCGCAGGUGACGAGUCCCAAGGCUUGCAUGCAUUCAAUCCCGACGGUAUUGUGUUCCUGCCGCCCUUGAAUCCAGAUUCAAAGAUCAGUCAGCUGGAUACAGAAGAGCUGCGCGCGGAAGCCGGCCCAAACGGCAGUGUGGCCUUUCGUUUCUCCGUCGAGACUGGGCAGGACAACUUGCGACAAGACUUUUUGUGGACGAAGGUGAAAAAAGGCGCCGAUCAAGCCAAGAGAAACGGGUUCAGGUUAACUCGGCUUGUGCGUCCAUCGCACAUGUCGCCAGCCAGCGCUGGCGGCAGCAUCGAAAAGGCGUCUUCAUCUUCACUUCCAUCAACAAGUGUUGAGGGCGAGACGGUUGCCAACCUUGGAUGGGCCUGGCCCAGUCUGACCCAUGCAUUCACUCUCGAGAUAGUGGACGGCCAGUCGAGCGUUUUAGGGGCGCGAUGGACUCUGAUGGUCACUGUCACUGCAAUCAGGCUGUACACACUGCAUGUCAAGGGAAAGACCAGCAAAUUUGUGUUUGAUAUCGGAAAGAAAAAUUAA
This is a messenger RNA of Penicillium diatomitis, 858 nucleotides long. RefSeq lists its product as uncharacterized. Lineage: Eukaryota; Fungi; Ascomycota; Eurotiomycetes; Eurotiales; Aspergillaceae. The record is from RefSeq and is a predicted model, not a curated record. The coding region runs from base 1 to 858 and encodes 285 amino acids. The transcript has a single exon.